Messenger RNA from Ambispora gerdemannii, 201 nucleotides. NCBI's taxonomy places the organism in Eukaryota, Fungi, Glomeromycota, Glomeromycetes, Archaeosporales, Ambisporaceae. The record is from the annotation of a GenBank genome assembly.
AUGAGAGUAGACGAAAAUCUUGUAUUUUUGGCUAAAAAAUUCAUGGAGAAUUAUGCAAUGCGCAAUUAUUUUGCCGAACAUUUCCAUAAAAAACGGAUCGUGAAUAAUUAUUAUAAGUAUGCUCUUAAAGAGGGCGAAAAAGAACAGCAACAGGAAGCGAAAUGUGGAGAACUUGCCGACCGAAGAGAUAGAAGACACUGA